AUGCGAGAUAUUUUGAGCCGUGCAGGUAUGGUGGACUGUAAACCGUUGGUCACUCCGGUUCCUGUGUCCCGACCUUCCUCUGAUUCUGUGGUUUCCUACGCGGAUCCCACGCAGUAUCGCAGUCUUGUUGGGGCUGUGCAGUAUCUUACUGUCACUCGCCCGGAUCUCUCUUUUACCGUGAAUCGGGUCUGUCAGCAUAUGCACUCUCCGACUACUGAGCAUUGGGCUAUGCUCAAGCGUGUUCUGCGGUAUGUAAAAGGAACUUUGCACUUUGGCAUUUUUAUUCGCCCUUCCUCCUUUGUUGCGGUUCAUACCUUUUCGGAUUCGGACUGGGCUGGUGAUCCAGCUGACAGGAAGUCUACUAGUGGUUUUGCAGUUUUUCUUGGUGGCAAUCUGAUUUCCUGGUCUUGCCGAAAGCAACAUACGGUUGCUCGUUCGUCUACAGAGGCUGAAUACAAGGCUCUGGCUGAUGUGUCUGCGGAGGUCACCUGGUUGGUUUCUCUGUUGCACGAGCUUGGGGUGUCGUUGGCUGCUCCUCCCACUCUCUGGUGCGAUAAUCUGGGUGCGACUUAUCUCUGUUCCAACCCGGUGUUCCAUGCUCCUAGAUUUGCCAAACAAGAUUUUGAUUGUUGA
This is a messenger RNA of Ipomoea nil (Japanese morning glory), 633 nucleotides long. RefSeq lists its product as uncharacterized. The transcript has 2 exons. Lineage: Eukaryota; Viridiplantae; Streptophyta; Magnoliopsida; Solanales; Convolvulaceae. The coding region runs from base 1 to 633 and encodes 210 amino acids. The record is from RefSeq and is a predicted model, not a curated record.